UAGAGAACAAUAUUACAAGGCAUUAUUAUUCCAGGAACAUAGACAUAGAACAACAGUAUUUUUCAUGGGAUCUCAGACAUGUACUGUAUGUACAUUCAGCUAUUCAGUUAUUCUAUAUUUGAACAGUUAAGUUACUUGCUCUGCGUUUUGUUUGCUUUGUCCAUCUCUAUUUUUACUUUCAUCUUUCAUCCUAGUCCAAAUUUAAGGUGAGUAGUUUGAUAAAUACAGGCCCUGACAGGGGGGAGCUACCUUCAGCAGGUGGCGGUAAGGAAACGGUAUGUCUGGUCAGCUGCCGUUAAACCUGAGAAGAGAAGAAGAAGGAGUGUCGCUAACGAUGGCAGCUACCUCAGAGUUACGGGUGGAUCAGCUGCCUUCAGACCCGCUACUGCACAUUUUAUCCUUCCUGGGCUUCAGGGACCUGGUCCAUUGUAGUUACGUGAGCAGGAGGUUGAAUGAACUCUCCAAACACAACCCGCUGUGGAAAUCUCUCUGCUCUAAACACUGGCUGCUGACAGAUGCUGACCGGCUGCAGAGCGGCGUGUCCUGGUACUGUCUGUUCAAACAGUACUACAGAGACCUGGGCCGCUACAUCCAGCACUACCCGGUGCUGAAGAGAGCCUGGGAGCAGCUGAAGAGCUUCCUGCAGCAGAGGUGUCCACGCAUGAUCGCAUCGCUCAAAGAGGGUGCCACAGAGGUGGAGCUUCACGACAUCGAGGCUCAGAUUGGCUGCAGACUUCCAGACGACUACCGCUGCUCGUACCGCAUCCACAACGGGCAGAAACUGGUCAUCCCAGGGCUGAUGGGCAGCAUGUCCCUGUCCAACCACUACCGGUCCGAGGUCCUGCUGGACGUGGAGACGGCGGCCGGAGGUUUCCAGCAGAGGAAGGGGAUGAGACGCUGCCUCCCGCUCACCUUCUGCUUCCACACUGGACUCAGCCAGUACAUGGCUCUGGAGCCCGCGGAGGGACGCAGGAUGUUCGAGAGCUUCUACCCCUGCCCCGAUCAGACGGCUCAGGACCCUUCGGCCAUCGACAUGUUCAUCACAGGUUCCAGUUUCCUGGAGUGGUUCACCACUUACGUCCACAACGUCGUCACAGGAGAAUAUCCAAUCAUUAGAGACCAGAUCUUCAGGUAUGUGCACGAUAAAGGUUGCAUGGCAACCACCGGCGACAUCACGGUCUCUGUUUCUACCUCCUUCCUGCCAGAACUUUCCUCCGUCCAUCCGCCGCGCUUCUUCUUCACCUACCGCAUCAGAAUAGAGAUGUCGAGCAGUGCGUCGCCCGAAGCUGCCUGUCAGCUCGACAGCCGCUACUGGAAAAUCACCACCUCCGACGGCAACGUGGAGGAAGUUCAAGGGCCCGGCGUGGUCGGAGAGUUUCCGGUCAUGACCCCUGGAAAGGUCCAUGAGUACGCCAGCUGCACCACCUUCUCCACCCCGUCAGAGUACAUGGAGGGUCACUACACCUUCCACAGACUAGCAAGUAAAGAAGAAGUUUUCCACGUGGCCAUCCCUCGGUUCCACAUGGUCUGCCCCCCCUUCAGAGAGCCAGUGGUCCGAACGCAGAAAGCAUCGAACAGUUACACGCCUCGCCUCGACGACCACGACGACGACGGCGAGUACUGCGACGGAGACGGCGACGACUUUGGCGACCUGAGAGGAAUCAACGUGGCCGCGUUGGAGGGAGCGUGGUGCCCCCGACACAUCUGACCUUUGACCUCCCCGCCACCACCCUCACUACAGUGUUGAUGGACUGUCAGUUAUUCAGGUCUGAUUGAAGACAGUGAAACCUCUUCGAUGACCUGAAUGGUGGACAGACAGCAGGGGAUUCUCGGACAGGUGGUACCAACCAGAGCCAUACGUGGGACAGAAUUGCGUCGACAAACAAAAAAAAGCAAAUGAGGUGCAGUUUUUCAGUUUUCUUCUUCUGUUUAAACUUUUCUCAUUAUGAUAUGAAACUGUCGGAUAAGCUCAGACAAGAAGGACGGGACAAUGCGGUCGUUGUCGUCUCCUUGGCUUAAAGGAUUAUCGCUGUUAUUUGUGGUGCUGAUUUAGUUUUUCUUAAACACGGCAGGAGAAGCAACGACCAUCGCCGGUUGCUGCGACUCCCAGUUUAGAGGUAGAAGAAGCAGAUUUGUGUCGACCGAAGCACCCAUCGGGAGUGAGCUGCAGUUUUUUGUGAAAAGCUUCUAAUGAAAAUGUGUAUCUGAUAUUUUUUCGUGGAGUUAGAGAUUUGCUGUGGCUCUCGAGGUGCCGGGGCUCCUCCGGGGUUCUAGAGACAAUCACAUGGCUCUUUUCCACUGCGGGAACCCAACGAUCCGUCACACGGGUUCCUCCUGUGUUUCUCCUGUAUUGUACAAGCGGGACGUUUCAGAUAUUUGGCACUUUCUCGCUGGCUGUCGCUUGAUAUUUACUGCACAGUGGGACUGACUGCGUCUGUUUUGCACUGGGGGGAGUCAAGUUUAGGGCUGCUGCUAACGAAUGUUUUCAUUUUUGAUUCAAUUGCCGAUGAAUUUUCUCCAUGAAUCGGUUUGUCUAUAGAAGGGGCCUGCUUUAAUUUAAAAAUGAUGUAUUGAAAUUGCUUGCCCUAUUUGAUCAACAGUCCAAAACUCCCAAAGACUCAAUUUACAUUCAGAUAUGACAAAGAAAAGCUAUGAUAUGACAAAUGAUCACAUUUGUUUGGCAUUUUUACUUAUUACUGUGGUGAAAAGUGUGCAGGUGACGUUGCUCCUCUGGUUUCGGGGGCCUCCGCUGCCUCACCUGGGCUGCAGCAGCAGGUGAGGCCUCAGAUUUGUUGUGGUUGUGUGGUCUGGCUCCUUGUUGGUCAUUUACAUUUAGUAUUACUCGUAGAAUACUAAAUGCUGCAGUCGUGAUUAUCUGAUCAGUACAGCUUUGCACGCCACUGUCCUCCUCCAUUUUUAUUGAUAAGCUUAGUUUGCUAAUAGAUCAAUAGUUAAGAAACAGGUCAAGAUAAUAGUGACUUUUAAGAGCGCCCCCUGCAGGACCACAGGGCAAACAGCUUCAGACAGACUGUACAGAGAGUUUAAACAUAAGAACAUAAGAUCACAACGAGACAUUGAAUUCACACACACACACACACACACUGUUGUGUGCCGUUUGGCGCUGAGCUUAGUUUUGACUUUCAGGCUACAUACAGUCUGAACCUCAGUGCUCCAAUAUGAUCUUCUCCUCUUCUGCAUUUUUCUUCAAUUAGAAAAAACGAUUUGAUGUAUUUUUUUUUGGUUUGUUUUGGGGUUUUUUAGCCAUGUUAAGUCUACAUCUCCGAGCUGGCUGCAGCCUCGUGUUAAAGGGCUGAUGUUCUGUUGGAUACAGAUGCUGGAGUAAAGUGGUGGCUUACUGAUGUUGUGUUGUGAAGCUGAAAACUGGAAAUGCCUGCAUGUUACUCGAAGUUCCUGCAGUGGAAAAAGUAGCUAAAGGUGGUGGUUUUCUUUAUGUUCCUGUAUUAAUCAAGAAUCAUGUAUAAUCUUCAUUCCUGCAGAGCUUCUUUUUUUUUGGAAUGACAGGCAGAGUGUGAAUAUCAGAAAUAAACUGGGGUUUUCAUUUGGUCAGAGGAAGAGGAGGCGGCUGCCCAAGUGUUUCCAGGUCAUGUUUUGUGCUCGGUGCUUCACGUUGUUUUUCUUAAACUCGAGUUCAUCACAUAAAGCUUUUUUCUUUUGGAAGCGGGCUCUCCUCGUGAGGACGUGUCCUCACUCUCUGAUGUGAUCGGUGGGUUUGUUUUUGUAUGUUUUGGCUAAAUAAAUAAAUGCUCAUCGCUGCAGA
Messenger RNA from Xiphias gladius (swordfish), 3778 nucleotides. It is a transcript of the gene fbxo3, whose product is annotated as F-box protein 3. The record is from RefSeq and is a predicted model, not a curated record. Bases 278 to 1708 code for a protein of 476 amino acids. The transcript is spliced from 12 exons. Gene Ontology annotation, molecular function: protein binding. Lineage: Eukaryota; Metazoa; Chordata; Actinopteri; Istiophoriformes; Xiphiidae.